Messenger RNA from Paramormyrops kingsleyae, 3614 nucleotides. NCBI's taxonomy places the organism in Eukaryota, Metazoa, Chordata, Actinopteri, Osteoglossiformes, Mormyridae. The record is from RefSeq and is a predicted model, not a curated record.
GCGAAAUAUGGCGUGCGCUCUUCUGCCGGGAAGCCACUGUAUCCUGCACCGUUUAUGGAGCUCAGAAUAUUGUCCACACAUAAAUAUGCAUCAUAUUGGAGGACACGCUUUAUUUCAUUUCAGAAACAACGACAAACCGUGGCCGUAUAUCCCAAGAGGCGAGUUACCCCAAGCCACGGGAGAAACCUUUUAAGUAACCUUAAGUAUUGUUGUACCAAAGGCGAGGUUUUCUAUGCAGAAAUGUGGCCUAAGCGCCAGUAAAGCCACUUAGAAAGACGGGGUCGCCGUAGUAUGUAACCCUACCGAUGCAUAAGUGCGCCCCCACUGCCUCCUUUUACACAGGUGCACUUGCACGUGAGUAAACGAUCAUAAAAGGCAGGAAUGCGGUCACAUGGGCGCACAUUGCCGUUACUCCCCAGCAAACCACACUGUGUUUACCGAGGUGCAACACCUGAAAUUCCUGCCAGCAGAGGGCGCACCCAGCGAGCACCCGAGGACAGAGAUGGCGAGCUCGCUCCCGAGAACUGCGUCCAAGAGUGAGGCAGGAAGAGGACGGGGAUUCUGAGGUGUCAGUCUAGAGUUUGCACCAGAGCGGCCUUCCUCAGUGUCUAUCAUCAGCAAGUGUAGCAGUGGACUAAAGGAACACCUCGUGUUCUCCAGAGAGCGCGGCUUUGAAAGAAGGCAGGGUCUGAGGUUUCACAUCUUUCCUGUAUGAAACUGAGACUGAGACCAAAAUAAAAGAAACAAAUUCUGAUGCUGACUUUUCUGUUGACUGUAACGCUGUGGUGGUUCAUCAACGCUGAUCUAAGCAACUAGAAAAUUCUGCACAGAGUAAAACGUCUGCCUUGAUCGACACGAAUUCUGGCCACAGAUCGCAGACUCUACUACAUUUUGCUCAUUACGUGGAAGCCAGUUCUCGUUAAAGAACUGCCUCUUCUUUAUUACCUUAUAUAAACUUCUACACGCUCCGUGCAGCUUCUCCUGAAUUAUUAUUCAUAGCACAUUUUUAUGAGAGCGGCAGCAUGAACGUGGAUGCAGCCGUCGCCAGCGGAAACACUAGAUAACCUCAUUUAGCCCAUUUUCAUUACCUGCAUGCUUUACUCUUCCGGCAGAGGGCAGUUUUUGGCACAACGGCACCUCUGAAGCAGGUGCUUCUGGGAAUGUCAGUGUCUAGGGGUGUUUCUCAAUAUGCAAUGUGUUUUACGUCAUCUUCCAUUGCUGAAGACCAGAUCCCAUGCUCAAGAAGAGAAGCACAGAAGACAGUAAAAAUCUCAGGAUGUUGUACUUGCCACUCGCCAAAUAUGAAGGAUACAUCAGUUGCAUCUUUGCCAAACGACAGCAAUCCCAUGAUUCAUUGCGCCCCAAGUUCGUUCUUGGGAGGUAAGUUAGCAAGACUGCUCUUGCCAAGACCCCAAAUAGUACCCUCGCAUUCUUGGUAUUGAGAAACAUCCCAAGUUAGUCAUUUUUUUCAGGACCAUCUUGAACCGAAGCGGCAGGUCCCUUGUCUGCACACAGGUCCCGUCUUCUGGUUCCCCAAAGCCCAGUUGGUGCUCAGAAUCAGCUGAGCUGCGUCUCUGGAGCUCCUGAGAGCAUCUUCUGAGCUCCAAACUGUGAAUCUGGUGCCCUGCUUCAUUCCAGUGCAGUCAGGAUGCUUCAAAGGAAAGACAGCUUCCUCUGGGGAAAGAGAGAAGACAUGAAGAUACAGCCAGUCAGAACCCUCAGCGUGCAAAAGAGUGACAUCAUGGGCGAUAUUAAGAAACUGAGGCUGGAGAUCGACAACGUCAUAAACGAGAUCCAGAUCUUUGACUCUGAUGAGAAAAAUAAGGCCAUAAUGAGGGAGAAGCAGUUUCUGUGCGGAAAGAAGAAAUUCAACAUGGACCCCAAGAAGGGGAUCCAGUACCUCAAAAAACACGACCUUCUGGAGGACACCCCUCAGGCCGUGGCCGAGUUCCUGUACAAAGAGGAAGGUCUGAGCAAGACGGCCAUCGGGGACUUCCUGGGAGAGAGGGGUGACAUGCAUCUCAAGAUCCUGAACUGCUUCGUGGAUCUCCAUGAGUUUUCAGACCUCAACCUGGUUCAGGGACUCCGCCAGUUUCUGUGGAGCUUCCGGCUCCCUGGAGAAGCCCAGAAGAUUGACCGCAUGAUGGAGGCCUUUGCCACUCGCUACUGCAACUGCAACUCCACCGUCUUCCAGUCCACAGACACCUGCUACAUACUCUCCUUCGCUAUCAUCAUGCUGAACACCAGCCUGCACAACCCUAACGUGAAAGAUAAGACCACGCUGGAGCGCUUCUUUGCCAUGAACCGCGGCAUCAAUAAUGGCGAGGACCUGCCCGACGAGCUUCUGACGAAACUAUACGACAGCAUCCAGAGUGAACCUUUCAAAAUCCCAGAGGAUGAUGGGAAUGACCUCACUCACACCUUCUUCAACCCCGACCGAGAAGGCUGGCUGCUUAAGAUGGGGGGCAGAGUGAAGACCUGGAAGAGGAGGUGGUUCAUCCUGACUGACAGCUGCCUCUACUACUUCAGAUACACCACGGACAAGAAGCCCAGAGGCAUUAUUCCCUUGGAGAAUCUGUGUGUGAGGGAUGCGGACCACCCCCAGAAACAGUUCUGCUUGGAGAUCUACAAUCCCAUACAAAAAGGGCAGAAGAUCAAGGCUUGUAAGACGGAGACUGAUGGCCGAGUGGUUGAGGGGAAGCACCACUCUUACCGAUUAUGCGCCAGCACCGCCGAGGAGCGAGAUGAUUGGAUCGCGUCCAUCAGAGCAAGUACUUCCAAGGACCCCUUCUAUGACCUGGUAACGGCUCGUAAGCGGAGGGCGCUCAGCACCGUUUCCAGAGACUGAGUGUCCAGGAGCCUGGGGGAGGAUUAGCCUCAGGUAACAGGACACGGCCAGUCCCGGGACCGUGAUGGCCCCUUAACCCAGGACACGGCCAGUCCCGGGACCGUGAUGGCCCCUUAACCCAGGACACGGCCAGUCCCGGGACCGUGAUGGCCCCUUAACCCAGGGCACGGCCAGUCCCGGGACCGUGAUGGCCCCUGAACCCAGGACAGACUUUAACUCUUCCUUUUAAUGAGCAUUGCCUGGUACUAAGCCUUAUUCUCUAUGUAUAUUAUUUUCCAAACCCCAUUUUCAAGAAGGCAGCAGCGUUUUAAGUUCCAAAAACUGAUGUAGUGCAGAUUUCCACGGACUCCCAGCCAAACAGGUCUAAUUGUUUUUCAGCAUAAACCAAUCAGAAUUACCGGAUGCCAAGGCAUCACACUAAAGUAAUCGUGUUUAUCAGCAUUGCAGCCCACAGUCUUUCACUGAUUUUGUGAAUGAUGCACAUAUUUAAACAUAGAUCACUGUUAAAUUAAAUGUGGUAUUAGUCUUUCUUUAGUUUGAAAUUUUUAAUGCUUUUCAAAAUGGAAUUGUGAAUCUGGCACUAUAUAUAUAUAUAUUUUUUUUCUGUGCUAGGAGAGAAUUGUGUGUGUACAAUGUUUCAUUAAUUUAAAGUUUAUAUUUUUGUGUAUAUAUUUACCUUUGACAAUGUAAAAAAAAACAUCAGUUAAAUUUACGUUUACAAAGAAACUUGUAAAUAUAUUUAAUAAAUACACCUUUGUUUCUUAAA